Triticum aestivum (bread wheat) is the source of this 1351-nucleotide messenger RNA. RefSeq names its product protein FD. The record is from RefSeq and is a predicted model, not a curated record. Gene Ontology annotation, molecular function: DNA-binding transcription factor activity. The transcript has 3 exons. Gene Ontology annotation, cellular component: nucleus. Gene Ontology annotation, biological process: positive regulation of DNA-templated transcription. NCBI's taxonomy places the organism in Eukaryota, Viridiplantae, Streptophyta, Magnoliopsida, Poales, Poaceae. Bases 269 to 763 code for a protein of 164 amino acids.
CACCCUUCUCACAAUCUUACAGCCCAGCUAGCUAAGCUAGUGGAGCAUUGGUCCCUGAGAGCCAGCACAGCUAGCACACCAGCAGCGGCAUGAUAUAUAUGGGAGCAAAAGCUGGAUAGAUAGAUAUGUGGAUACGUGGAUCAAGCAUCUUAGUUUAGCUUAACCCAGCACUCACGCAGCACAAAAAAAGCAGCACCACCACUAGUUGUUUCUUCGUGGUGUCAAUUGCUCAGCUCGAUCGAUCGAGGUGUCUUGAAUCCCGGCUGCCAUGGCGAACUACCGGCUCGGCGGCGGUGGCAACGGGCACUACGAGAUGGCGGCAGCAGCGGCUGCGGCGUGGAGGGAGCCGGAGAGCCCGCAGCUGAGCCUCAUGAGUGGGUGCAGCUCCCUCUUCUCCAUCUCCGGCCUGCGCGACGAUGACGCCGACCUCCACCUCCUCACCGGCGCGCGCUCGCUGCCGUCCACGCCGGUCUCGUUCGGCGGGUUUCCUGGCGGCGAUGAGGUCGACAUGGAGCUGCGGCAGGGCGGCGGGAGCAGCGGCGAGGACCCGAGGACCAUCCGGAUGAUGCGGAACAGGGAGUCCGCGCUGCGCUCAAGGGCCAGGAAGAGGGCAUAUGUGGAGGAACUCGAGAAGGAGGUUCGACGUCUGGUGGAUGACAACCUCAAGCUGAAGAAACAGUGCAAAGAGCUGAAGCGGGAAGUGGCCGCCCUGACCCUGCCCACCAAGAGCUCUCUCCGGAGAACCUCGUCCACCCAGUUCUGAAAGGGGAUCAGACGGCCCAAGACGCAGAGCAGAAGUGCAUUUUGGCAGUACAAAUUUAGGAGAAAAUUAAUCAAACCUGUGAAAAUUUCGUCUACAGUGUGUGUGUAAACCUAUGUACAUGAUCGAUCCAAACCUAUAAAUGCUCUUGGGCCUUUUUGUGCGUGUCUCUAAAAAAAAGAAACGGAAUUUCAUUGGUAGAGAAUUAACUUUUUGUGUUUUUGUUCAGAUUAACCUAUCUUGCCACUUUUCCCUAGUGCUUUGCUGGGAUAAAGUGUGUUCUGUCAGCAAGACAGCAACCACCAUUUCAAACUGAGGCAAUGCCCGGAUGGUUAGGACAUGAUAAUAAGUCCUGACCCAUGGAGUUUGAGCCUACGUGGUCGCAACAUUUGGUUGACGCACCACUCUCCUUAACCCUAAGACCAGAGGAGUUCUCCCUUGUCACGUUUGAAGAAUUUUAUUGCUCUUUUGGCCUCUUUAUUUAUUUUAUUAUUAUUUAUUACCAUCCUGAUAUGCUUUCUUAGUUAUUUUCAUAGUAUUGUUGGUAUUGUCACUGGACAACUGCAUUUCACUCGGAUAACAUUUUCUUUA